UUUCCUCCUCUUCUGUCGUCCUUCUCGUAAGGAACACGAGGGUUUUUCUUUUCUAUCUGUUUCGGUCAAUAUGGGAGGAGGCAACGGGCAGAAGGCCAAGAUGGCUAGAGAGAAGAACCUGGAGAAGACGAAAGCCGCGAAGGGUAGCCAACUGGAAACCAACAAAAAAGCGAUGUCGAUCCAGUGCAAGGUUUGCAUGCAGACUUUCAUCUGCACCACAUCUGAGGUGAAGUGCAGGGAACAUGCAGAAGCGAAGCAUCCCAAAUCAGAUCUCUAUGCAUGCUUCCCCCAUCUCAAGAAAUGAGGCAGUUUAUACGGGGACGAAGACUCAUAGA
Messenger RNA from Telopea speciosissima, 335 nucleotides. RefSeq lists its product as uncharacterized. The transcript is spliced from 3 exons. Lineage: Eukaryota; Viridiplantae; Streptophyta; Magnoliopsida; Proteales; Proteaceae. The coding region runs from base 71 to 304 and encodes 77 amino acids. The record is from RefSeq and is a predicted model, not a curated record.